Molecule: messenger RNA, 1441 nt
Organism: Cebus imitator (Panamanian white-faced capuchin)
Lineage: Eukaryota; Metazoa; Chordata; Mammalia; Primates; Cebidae
Gene: EPHX4
Product: epoxide hydrolase 4
Exons: 7
Coding region: 102-1190 (362 amino acids)
Molecular function (GO): hydrolase activity
Source: RefSeq, a predicted model, not a curated record
GGCGCGCGCCGAGCGGCGACGGCGGGCGGGCCUGGCGCGCAGCUGCGCUCGCUCGCCGGCUCCCGAGGAAGGGCAGUGGGCCCCGCCGCCGCCGCCGCCCGAUGGCGAAGCUGCGGGAUUGCCUGCCCCGCCUGAUGCUCACGCUCCGGUCCCUGCUCUUCUGGUCCCUGGUCUACUGCUACUGCGGGCUCUGCGCCUCCAUCCACCUGCUCAAACUUUUGUGGAGCCUCGGCAAGGGGCCGGCGCAGACCUUCCGGCGGCCCGCCCGGGAGCACCCUCCCGCCUGCCUGAGCGACCCCUCCUUGGGCACCCACUGCUACGUGCGGAUCAAGGAUUCAGGGUUAAGAUUUCACUAUGUUGCUGCUGGAGAAAGAGGCAAACCACUUAUGCUGCUGCUUCAUGGAUUUCCAGAAUUCUGGUAUUCUUGGCGUUACCAGCUGAGAGAAUUUAAAAGUGAAUAUCGAGUUGUAGCACUGGAUUUGAGAGGCUAUGGAGAAACAGAUGCUCCCAUUCAUCGAGAGAAUUAUAAAUUGGACUGUCUAAUUACAGACAUAAAGGAUAUUUUAGAUUCUUUAGGGUAUAGCAAAUGUGUUCUUAUUGGCCAUGACUGGGGGGGCAUGAUUGCUUGGCUAAUUGCCAUCUGUUAUCCUGAAAUGGUGAUGAAGCUUAUUGUUAUUAACUUCCCUCAUCCAAAUGUAUUUACAGAAUAUAUUUUACGACACCCUGCUCAGCUGUUCAAAUCCAGUUAUUACUACUUCUUCCAAAUACCAUGGUUCCCAGAAUUUAUGUUCUCAAUAAAUGAUUUCAAGGUUUUGAAACAUUUGUUUACCAGUCACAGCACUGGCAUUGGAAGAAAAGGAUGCCAAUUAACAACAGAGGAUCUUGAAGCUUAUAUUUAUGUCUUUUCUCAGCCUGGAGCAUUAAGUGGUCCAAUUAACUAUUACCGAAAUAUCUUCAGCUGCCUGCCUCUCAAGCAUCACAUGGUGAGCACUCCAACACUACUACUGUGGGGAGAGAAUGACGCAUUCAUGGAGGUUGAAAUGGCUGAAGUCACAAAGAUUUAUGUUAAAAACUAUUUCAGGCUAACUAUUUUGUCAGAAGCCAGUCAUUGGCUUCAGCAAGACCAACCUGACAUAGUGAACAAAUUGAUAUGGACAUUUCUAAAAGAAGAAACAAGAAAAAAAGAUUGACUUUUCUUUAACUUCUAUGAAGGGUCUGUAAUGAAAUCUCUAAAUAAUUUUUAAAAAUUGUUCAAUAACCUCUUUAUGUUUUAUUAGGAAAAAAACUGUUUUAAUGUGCUUUAUCAUAAAUAAAUAUCCUAACAAAUGGCAUUGAAAAAAAUCUGAGAUUGUGUGAACAUGUAAUACAAUGUUGAGUUUCUCCUGGUGUAUUUUGCACAGAUAAGCAUCUGCCUUAAAAUGUAUACACUUGUACAAAAAGG